UGUCCACUUUCAAAAAAAAAAAAUUUGUUUCAAAUUUGUUGUCCACUUCAACUUUCAAUGCAAAAUUAUAUUUCUAAAGUCAAUUCUAUUCCACAUAUCACUUAUUUAUAUUUCCUACAUCAAUCUCACUCCACAUAUUUUGAUCGUUUAAUACAGUUAAUUGGUGAACAUUCACUUUUCUUAAACUGUGUGAUUUUUUUAAAAUGGACAUCUAAUUUGAAACGGAGGGAAUAUCUGUCAUCGUCCGUGUCAAUAAGCAGCUUGUUUAACGUGCACGCCCACACAAAAUGUAUUUAUUUUAACAAGAGUUGAAUGAACAACCUCCGGUAAGCGCACUUACAUUUAUCUUCAACAAUAAAUGCUCAAUCCUUAUUAGAAUUUCUGACAAACUUAUUUUCAUCCUUCAUUAGAAUUGAAUGCUCAAGUCUAGUAAGCGGAGCGAUAAACAGGGUAAGAUAUGCCAAUUGAUCACAUACUUUACCUUUGACUAGAUUUGAAUGCUCAAAUCUUGAUAAGUGGAGUGAUAAACAGGGGAAGGGAGAUACCAUCCGAUUAUAAAGCCGAAUAUUGAUCAAGAAUUUAUCGAUGAUGAUAAGUGUUAUAGAGAUACCAUCUCAUCAUAAAGUCAUUCGUAUUGACCAAAUAAAUAUCUUGGAUGACAAGUGUUUUCGUUAAGAGUUGAUCAGAGUCAUUAUUGUCUAAAAUGAGAUUCUUUGUCAUAUAAAUCUUGCAAAUAAUAUUUCUGGUAAUAUUCUAACUAAAAAUAGAAUGCAGUAUUGCAGUCUGUCAAAUAUUUUGAUGAUGCACCAAUAUGGUAAAUCUAGUUGGAAGUGAUAGGAAAGUAUUUAGGGAGAGGAUUGGCUUAAAAUAAGGUGGUGGCUUAAACUAACAUAGUUAGAUACAGAGGAAAACUUGAACCAUGAAUUCAGCAACCCAAAUUUAGGUUCUCACAUAUUCAACCAGUAAUUAAACAAUUUCUUAAUGCAAUCCUUAAUCAUUUUUCAGUCUUUUUUCCCUGUUAGCUAGUGAAAUUAAGAUUGUCAACCAUGUUUUCAAUUCUUAAAUCAUUUUCAUGCAAAAUUAGAAUCACUUGUGCAUGAGUGCAUGAACCUUGCAUGAGAACAGGUUGACAAACAGAUUCAUGUUAUCUUGUUUUUCUGAGUUAUGAACAAAGAUUUAUCUGCAGAGAAGUAAAAAAAAUUGGAGACAAUGGCCGGUUCAAAUAAUCACAGAAAAACAUCCUCCACCUCGGGGGCUAAUCGUUCUUCUGACGGAGUUAAAUUUCAACGUAGAACAUCUAGUGGCCGCCUUGUUAGUCUCUCCCGGGAUGAGGAAUCAGAGAAUUCAGGUGAGUAUGCAGGGCCUAAUGAUUACAUAAAUUACACCGUCAUGAUGCCACCAACGCCAGAUAAUCAACCAGGUGCCUCGAGUAAUAAGGCAGAUGGACAAGGCUCGUCGCAGUCUGGGACACAAGAUUCACAAAGGCCUGGAAAGACAAAGAGGGCCGGGGGUGGUGAUGAUGCUGGUGGAGAAUCUGGGAAGAUGGACCGCAGAAUGUCUGUGAUGAAAAAUAGUAAUAAUAACAAGUCUAUGCUUCUGAGGAGCCAGACAACUGAUUUUGAUCAUAACCGUUGGUUGUUUGAAUCAAAAGGUAAGUAUGGAAUUGGAAGUGCAUAUUGGCCUCCAGAAGAUGAUGAUUAUGCCAAUGAGAAUGGUGUGAGCCCAGCUGAUUUUCUGGACAAACCAUGGAAGCCACUGACGCGGAAAAUCAAUGUCCCAGCUAAAAUUCUUAGUCCUUAUAGGGUACUAAUAUGCAUCCGUCUAGUAGUGCUUGUUUUCUUCAUGACUUGGAGAAUAAAAAACCCGAAUAAGGAUGCAAUGUGGCUAUGGGCGAUAUCAAUCAUUUGUGAGAUGUGGUUUGCGUUUUCAUGGCUACUUGAUGUGCUUCCAAAGUUCAACCCUAUAAACAGAGCAACUGACUUGAAUGCCCUCAAAGAAAAGUUUGAGACACCUUCCGCAGCCAAUCCAAAUGGCCGGUCUGACCUCCCUGGUGUCGACAUAUUCAUAUCAACUGCAGAUCCUGAGAAAGAACCACCAUUGGUCACUGCUAACACUAUCCUUUCAAUUCUUGCUUGUGAGUAUCCUGUUGAAAAGAUGUCUAUAUACAUUUCCGAUGAUGGUGGUGCCAUUCUCACUUUUGAGGCCAUGGCGGAGGCUGUUAACUUUGCUGAGGUUUGGGUACCCUUCUGCAGAAAACAUAACAUUGAACCUAGAAAUCCAGAUAGUUACUUCAGUCAGAAGACUGAUCCAACCAAGAAUAAGAAGAGACCUGACUUUGUAAAGGAUCGUCGUUGGAUCAAGAGGGAGUAUGAUGAGUUCAAGGUACGGAUCAAUGGUCUACCAGAAGUCAUCCGUAAAAGGUGUGAUAUGCACAAUUCUAGGGAGGGAAAAAAGGAGAAGCAGCUUGCUAAGGAUAAUAAUGGCGGUGUCAUGCCCCCGGAUCAAGAUAUCAAGGUCACGAAAGCCACAUGGAUGGCCGAUGGUACACAUUGGCCAGGCACUUGGUAUAGUGCAGUAGCUGAUCAUAAGAAGGGUGACCAUGCUGGAAUUCUACAGAUAAUGAGCAAGGUUCCAGAACCAGAUCCAGUGAUGGGGCAGUUAGAUGAGAAAAAGUUGGACUUCACUGAUAUUGAUAUUCGCAUACCAAUGUUUGCUUAUGUUUCGCGUGAGAAACGCCCUGGAUACGAUCACCAAAAGAAGGCAGGAGCCAUGAAUGCUCUAGUAAGAGCUUCAGCAAUAUUGUCCAAUGGACCCUUUAUACUUAACUUGGACUGUGAUCACUAUUUAUACAAUUGUAUGGCUAUAAGAGAGGGCAUUUGCUUCAUGAUGGACCGUGGUGGUGACCGUAUAUGCUUCAUUCAGUUUCCUCAGAGAUUUGAAGGGAUUGAUCCCUCUGAUAGAUAUGCAAAUCACAACACUGUUUUCUUUGAUGGUAACAUGAGAGCUUUAGAUGGUCUCCAAGGCCCGGUGUAUGUCGGAACUGGCUGUAUGUUCAGGCGAUAUGCACUAUAUGGUUUCCACCCACCGAGGGCAAAUGAGUACAGUGGACUAGUUGGCCAAAAUAAGGCAAAGGCUGCGAACGUCCCCAUGAAUGCUGAUGAUGCUGAGACACAGCCACUGACAGAAGACCAUCCUGACUUAGGCGUGCCAAAAGGAUUUGGAAAUUCAACCAUGUUCUUCGAGUCCAUUGCAGUAGCAGAGUAUCAAGGACGUCCACUAGCCGAUCAUGUUUCUAUCAAGAAUGGUCGACCACCUGGCGCGCUGCUCACUCCACGUCCCCCACUUGAUGCACCCACUGUGGCUGAAGCUAUUGCGGUUAUCUCCUGUUGGUAUGAAGAUAAAACAGAAUGGGGAGACAGGGUUGGUUGGAUUUAUGGUUCAGUGACUGAAGAUGUGGUUACAGGCUACAGAAUGCACAAUCGUGGAUGGCGAUCUGUCUACUGUGUCACAAAGCGUGAUGCCUUUCGUGGGGGUGCACCGAUCAACCUCACAGACCGGCUCCACCAAGUCCUACGAUGGGCAACAGGUUCAGUAGAAAUAUUCUUCUCCAAGAACAACGCCUUUUUGGCGAGCAGAAGGCUCAAGUUCCUCCAACGCGUAGCCUACCUUAACGUUGGAAUCUACCCUUUCACCUCCAUCUUCUUAGUGGCCUACUGUUUUCUACCCGCUUUCUGUCACUUCACCGGGGAAUUCAUCAUCAAACAACUGGACACAAUGUACCUCCUUUACCUUCUCACAAUCACAGUCACACUUGCCCUCAUCUCCACUCUUGAAGUCAAGUGGUCAGGCAUUUCCCUCGAGGAGUUCUGGCGUAAUGAGCAGUUUUGGGCCAUCGGAGGAUCAAGUGCUCAUCUUGCUGCUGUAAUCCAAGGCCUCCUCAAAGUCAUAGCCGGCAUUGAAAUAUCCUUCACAUUAACCACCAAGGCCACCGCAGAAGAUGAUGAAGACAUCUACGCUGAACUCUACAUCGUAAAAUGGACAAGUCUGUUCAUAGUGCCACUCACAAUAAUCAUAGUAAACCUGGCAGCACUAGUGAUUGGUUGUGCAAGGACUAUGUAUUCAGAGAUCCCGGAAUGGAAUAAACUCAUGGGAGGAUGCUUCUUUACUUUCUGGGUAUUGGCACAUAUGUACCCCUUCAUGAAAGGCCUGAUGGGGAGGAAAGGGAGGUUGCCAACAAUCAUAUAUGUGUGGACUGGACUUGUCUCCAUUACAGUCUCACUACUCUACAUCACCAUCGCGCCCCAUGAUGGUCUUAGAGCCGGAUCCGAUGGCAACUUACAAUAGGACAACCACCUUCCCUUCUUCUCAAUCAUCUAAGCUUAAGGUCCUUGGCCUUACACAGAAUGUAAUAUACAUUGUAAUCUAUAUUGUGUACCUUACAUGUGUAGAUCAGCAUAUACAUAUAGCCUUCUCAUCCGUGUAAUAUUUAUGUGUGAAUAGGGAAUUGUACAUACAUACACACUAGCUUGUGUAAUUCUAGUCAGACCUUUCUCACUUUCUGGACUAAAAUUCAUGCAUUCUGUUUGCUUAUCAUAAUGCAUUUGCAGAAUGUGAUCGAACCUGAUCAGGGCCGACCCUUAGUUACAACUUACAAAAUGUCCCAUGAGGUCAUAAAAUUUUUUGUCCCUGAUAAUAAUUCAUGUCUUAAAAUUUAUCCUUCUCGCAUCUUUGCAAGCAUAUACUUCUUUAUUGAUAUCAUAGCUAACUCAUUCAACAGUUGUGACAUACCAAACAGAGAUACAAUUUAA
Daucus carota subsp. sativus is the source of this 4808-nucleotide messenger RNA. Its product is annotated as cellulose synthase-like protein D1. The coding region runs from base 1210 to 4344 and encodes 1044 amino acids. NCBI's taxonomy places the organism in Eukaryota, Viridiplantae, Streptophyta, Magnoliopsida, Apiales, Apiaceae. Gene Ontology annotation, biological process: cellulose biosynthetic process; plant-type primary cell wall biogenesis. Gene Ontology annotation, cellular component: trans-Golgi network; plasma membrane. Gene Ontology annotation, molecular function: cellulose synthase (UDP-forming) activity. The transcript is spliced from 6 exons. The record is from RefSeq and is a predicted model, not a curated record.